This is a messenger RNA of Cylicostephanus goldi, 696 nucleotides long. NCBI's taxonomy places the organism in Eukaryota, Metazoa, Nematoda, Chromadorea, Rhabditida, Strongylidae. The record is from the annotation of a GenBank genome assembly.
GCAGGAAAAGAGCGACGAACUACUGGAAAAGUGACUGGAGAACAGUCUGUACAGAUUGUGGAUCCUGUGAAGAUCGCACCAUCUCAAGUGGCAUUCCCGUAUCUACCCCGCAGGAAAACUUCGUUCCCACUAAAGGUUAGCGGAGGAAGUGGUCUUUACGAUUGGAGUGUUGCCGACUCUACCAUAUGUGGAGUAGAUUCGAAUGGAGUGUUAAGCAGUUCAUCUCCUGGCAAUACGUUUGUCACAGCUGCUGAUAAAAGAAACCCAGCUCACAAGGAUGCUAUAAAGGUUUCAGUUAUGGAUGUAUUGUCCUUGACAUUCGGAGAAACUCGUAAAGAGGCAGAAGUAGGGUCAGAUCUGGUUCUGAAUGUCUUGCUUACGGGCGCUGGGCCAGAAGGAUCAGUGCCUCUUACUGAUUGCCGAGCUGCUGAUUUUACGGUGAAAUCAUCCGAUGACAGUAUUUUCAAGCCUGUCACAGAUGCCGCUCCUACCCUACCUUUGGUUGGUACGGGCUGUUCAACCGUCACUCUGAGAGCAGUUUCUUCUGGUGAUGCCAAAGUUACCGUAACUUUCGCUAGCCAUGAGGCUACUAUAGAAGUUUCGGCGUAUCCAGAACUGAAGGUAAGCUUCGACAUUUUUAAUCUUUGCUUCAUUUACUACUUGAUUUUGUAUCAACUUUCAUUUUUGCUUUGUUAA